Messenger RNA from Haplochromis burtoni (Burton's mouthbrooder), 1591 nucleotides. Its product is annotated as regulator of G-protein signaling 20. The record is from RefSeq and is a predicted model, not a curated record. The coding region runs from base 164 to 631 and encodes 155 amino acids. NCBI's taxonomy places the organism in Eukaryota, Metazoa, Chordata, Actinopteri, Cichliformes, Cichlidae. The transcript is spliced from 3 exons.
AGUCGCAUAACGGAAUACGUUACAAAAUACAUUUUGGGGCAUGUAAUCUGUAAUCUGUAGUGGAAUACAUUUUAAAAGUUACCUUCCCAACACUGAUCACCCUGAGUAUGUAUCUGUACAGUACACAGGUCCGAUUCCGGCCGAGCGAGGGGCGGAGCUCACCAUGGGCGGAGGUCGCAGCGAGACCUCUGCACUGACCGGGACGGGAGGGGGGCGGGGCACGGCCACUACCCAAAAUUCCCAGCGGCCCAACGCCUGCUGCUUCUGCUGGUGCUGCUGCUGCAGCUGCUCAUGUCUCACUGUCAGGAAUGAAGAGGAGAGGCAGAGGUGGAGGAGGAGGAAGAAGAUACCGGACACAAAGAUGGAAACCAUUCCAAACUGUGAAGCUUGCACCAAACCAUCGUUAGAAGAGAUCCGGCUGUGGUCUCAGUCCUUCGACAAGCUGAUGAGGAAUCCAGCAGGUCGAAAUGUUUUCCGGGAGUUCCUGCGGACAGAGUACAGCGAGGAGAACAUGUUGUUUUGGCUCGCCUGCGAGGACCUCAAACAGGAGAUGAACAAGAGCGCCAUUGAGGAGAAAGCUCGUUCCAUCUAUGAAGACUACAUUUCUAUUCUGUCACCAAAAGAGGUAUGACUGUUUUUCAGCUGGGGUUACACCAGUGCUCACUGUUUGGAGGACCAGUGUGUGAACUAUACAACAGGUGCACAGAGCUGUAAGAUGUAAGGUGUGUCUAAGUCAGAGCUGUGAUUGCUCUGUUACAAAAACACUGGAUACAGGUUCUGACACCAGGAUUUACUUCCUGUUUACGCAUUCUCAUUGCUAUCCUCGAAGAAACCAACUCCAGACUUUUUUGGAAAAAAAUUCUUCAUUUAAUCCCAAACGCUACAGAAAGAGUGCGUAUUUCUCCCACAUUAGCUUCUAAAAUCCAGGUGUUUACAGGUGCACCUUACAGCCGUACGUCUUGGAUUUUCAGCACUGGCACUCUCAGUGUUCGGGUUUUCUUUCUUUAAGGAGGUAAAGAAAAUAUUUAAUUGAUUUCAGCAGUUGAAAUGACAAGUUACAGCACCACCAAGGCUGAGGCAAUGUAUCUGGAGACUUCUCUCCAACCUCUGGCUGUGGAGGAGCGUCUGCUCCGUGGGUUCUGAGUCAGCUGAUCUGUCGGUCGAGCCACACCAGUAAGCUGUGGGGAGCAGAAAUGUGUCUUCAGUUAUCAUUUUUGCUUCUGACAGUUCAAAAUGAGUCAAACUGUAUUGCCAUAGAAUCUUUUCAGAUAGCAUCAGAGAGAAAAACAGAAAAGUUCCCAAAAGCAGGUUUAAAAGGUUUUUAGCUGCUUUGAGAAGGAACCCAAUGAGAUGUCAGACUCAGGGGGAGACAGCGCCACAGUUUGGCCACUGAUGGAAAAGCUCCGCCUCCUUUAGAUCUUGUUUGCUGCACAGCCAGCAGACGGCCUCGGGGACCUGCUGGGGCUGCAUGGAUGUACCCUGGUGCUCAUCCAUCCAAUUCAAUUCAAUUCAAUUUUAUUUAUAUAGCGCCAAAUCACAACAUAAGGCGCUUCAUAGAUACAGAGAAAAACCCAACAAUCAUAUGACCUCC